GUCAAUCAAGAUCCUCUAAACCCUGGAGCUACACCUGCUACCAGCUCCACUUCAUCGAGCUGUAGACCUCAGCAAACACUCUCGGAAUCUGAUCCUUUGUUUGGUGUUUUAAAGGAUGAUCAAGUUGGAAUUCACCCAAUCUCUGGCAGACUUCGCAUUGCUCCUGAAGUUCUUCAAGAAAUGAGGAAUUAUCUAAUGGCAUCCACUGGUGAAGACCGAAGCAUUAAAGAGCAGCGCAUCAUUUCUUCGGUAAGUGAAGUAGAGAAGGAUCAUAUUGCCCAGAAGACAGUACUUCAACUCAUUCCUCCUCCGACAAUCACUUCCGACUUAAACAGGGGAAAAGGUUUCCUCUUUGAUAAUGACCCUCAACCUCAGUUACCAGUACCUAUAUCUUCUGAAGAUCAGUCUGCUAAAUUGAUGUCGGCUGCUAUCUCUGCUGGUCGCUCAACUCUGCCGCUACCUCAAGAUCAUGCUUCUAAUGUUAAAGGGAAAGCAAGGCGCAGACCGGGGAAAUAUGCUAGGAAUGCUCAAGCUAAAGACAAGACCAAAGCUCGAGUCUCGAAGCCAGUUACAGUGGACUCUAUGAACCUGUUGCCAAGUAAACGUAAGGCGGAAGAAGAAGUGGCGGAUGCUCCCAAGCCUUCCAAGCUGAAAGCAUCAAGGAUGGUCCCAAAGGAGGGACCGUCGACCGCUUAA
This is a messenger RNA of Raphanus sativus (radish), 696 nucleotides long. RefSeq lists its product as uncharacterized. Bases 181 to 696 code for a protein of 171 amino acids. Lineage: Eukaryota; Viridiplantae; Streptophyta; Magnoliopsida; Brassicales; Brassicaceae. The record is from RefSeq and is a predicted model, not a curated record. The transcript has 2 exons.